UAUCGUUGAUGCUACUGAUAAUUCAUCUUCUCCUGUAAUAAAACGUCAAGAAAGUUUAGCAAAUUGGUGUAUCAAACCAAUUACACAAAAUAAGCAACCAGAAAUUAAUAAAAAACUUCUUAAUGCUAUAAUUUAUGGUAAUCUUCUUUUUAAAAUCGUUGAAAAUCCUUAUUUUCUCGAUUUUCUCAAUGAAUUAGCACCAAACUAUAACCCUCCUUCCACUAGAAUAUUGCAUACUGAAGUUUUUAAUAGUUUAUUUUCAUCCUAUUUAAGUAAAAAGUUCAAAAUGUUCAAAUCUCUUGCUGAUAUUACCAUUGUCUUAGAUGGAUGGCAAGAUAUAUCGAAAAACUCAAUCUAUGGUUUUAUGGCUUUAAAAGAAGAGCAAGAACAUGUGUUAGAUAUUGUUAAUUUAUCUGCAAAUAGACAUAUGGCAACUUUUCUUAAAGAACAACUUGAAAAGAUGAGAAAUGAUUUUAAAAAUGAAUAUCCAAAUAUCAUCCCUGUUC
Messenger RNA from Ambispora leptoticha, 506 nucleotides. The record is from the annotation of a GenBank genome assembly. Lineage: Eukaryota; Fungi; Glomeromycota; Glomeromycetes; Archaeosporales; Ambisporaceae.